This is a messenger RNA of Indicator indicator, 10185 nucleotides long. RefSeq names its product BRCA2 DNA repair associated (gene BRCA2). Gene Ontology annotation, cellular component: nucleus. Gene Ontology annotation, biological process: double-strand break repair via homologous recombination; regulation of DNA-templated transcription. NCBI's taxonomy places the organism in Eukaryota, Metazoa, Chordata, Aves, Piciformes, Indicatoridae. The record is from RefSeq and is a predicted model, not a curated record.
AUGGAUCAGAGAAUGUCUUACAAACCUAUGGAAAGACUGACUUUCUUUGAAAUAUUCAAGGCACAUUGCAGUGAAUCAGACUUAGGGCCUAUCAGCCUUAAUUGGUUUGAAGAACUUAGCGCAGAAGCACCACCAUAUGAGCCUAAGUUGUUAGGAGAACUUGAUGGUCCCUUUGGCUGGCUUGAUCAAACAUCUUUUAAAACUCCAAAGGCAAAACCCUCCACAUGUGGUGAGCUAGCAUCGACUCCACUGAUUUUUAAAGAAUCCCCAGGAAAAGAACCAUAUCAGAAAAAAACAAGUGCAAGCAGAGAGAAUUUGAUAAGCCCAAAUAUCUCAAGAAGAAAAAUAGAUCAAGAAAAUGAAAUACUUGCUUCUCCUCCUGGUACCUCCUGCAACUGCCUUGUGGCUAGUCCAUCUGUUUUAAGGAAUACUUACAGAACGCCUCAGAGAACUAAUAUGCCUGGACCAUAUGGAAGCUUGUUUUGCACACCAAAAUUAUUGGAGGUCAGGACUCCAAAACAUAUUUCUGAAAGUCUGGGAGCAGAAGUGGAUCCAGAUAUGUCCUGGUCUAGUUCUCUAGCCACACCUCCUACACUCGGUGCAACAGUGAUAAUAGCUAGAGAGAAUGAUUCUAUUUCUGGAGCAAAACAACAGGAUGAAAAAGCUGAGAUAAUUUUACACAACUUUUCCAACCAUGAUAAAUACCCUGGGGCAAGUAACAUGAACAUGCUGUUUGUGCCAGAGAAAAUAAAACUAAAUGCUGAAGAUGACAUCAAGGAUUUUGAGUCAGAGAUGUUAGAUGGCUUAUUUGGUGAGAUGAAUAGCUUUGAGGAGACGUUCAACGUGUCUGCUAAGUCAAAUGGAGCUCUUCUGCUGAUGCCACAUGCUAUAGAUACAGUAGAGAAAUUUGAAAUAGACACAGGUAAAGUGCGAGGAAAGGGAGAUGUUCCUUCCGAGCCGCCUAUGGGAAGAAAGACAGUUGUUUCAAAGGAAGAGAAAACAAUGAGCUGGACUGAAAAAAACCACUCUAUUGAAAUGCAGGAUUCUUUACUCCAAAGUACAGAGGAUGGUGAAGAUGGCUUUUUAGUAGAACAUGAAAAGGAAUUGGAGUCACUUAGGAUUGCAGGAGAUGUGCAAGAUUAUAGAACACACAAGUCAUGUGAGAAUGAGAAGCCUGUGAGAGAAGACAUGCCGUCUUCACCAAGCCAGUGGUCUCAACUGAACUUAUCAGAUCUUGAUGUAACACGCUUGGAAAUGUCUCUGUGUAGCUCUCCACCCUCUGACUUACGUAGAGAGAGAAAUUUAGAAGAGAAUUCAGUACUAAUGACCAAGGAUGAUGCUUUGGAAACAUCUUUCCUGAACACUUCAGGCUUAAUAAAGGCAGAAAAGUUGUUGAGUGUCAAUUCAUCAGAAAAGCACUGUGAAGUGAAAAAUUCUGAAAACAACCCAACAUUGGAAAUAACUCCAGUAAAAUCUGUAUCUCUGAAUGUUCAAGAUCCAAAGUUAGUAAAAGGGUGUGCAGCUGAGAAGGUUUCCAAAAUGAGCUUCUUAAACUGUAAUUCUUUUAUAAUUGAAAGUACAAAUGUCACAGAAUAUUCUGUAGUCUACAAUGGCAGCUUUUCCAAGCGUUUAAAAGCAACUUCUAAAUCUAUCAUAACGGAUGUUCUGUCUCACCCACUUGUAUGUAGUGCUGCAUCUCCAGAUAAUUGCAAUGACCCACAUUUAACAAGUACUGAAAAUAACCUUACAAAGUCUGGCUUUAAAAGCCUGAAUGUGUUGUCCAGCUUGAGAAAGAGAUCCAAGAGAUUUAUUUAUACAAUAAAUAAUACUUUACUGUAUCAAGAAGAAAAAGUACAGAAAGAAGUGACUUCCGAAUUGCCUACUCAUCCUGUGUUAUCACAUUCAGAACCUGAUUCAUGUGGAUUUAAAGGCAGUCAUGUGGCCAGUGUUGAUGAACAAGACUGCUUGCUUCUUGCUGAAAGAAAGCAUUUGCAAUCAGAUAUUGAAGAAAAGAAUUUCAGCACUUGUACUUUAAAAGUGGAUAUAAUGGAUGACUCCUCUUAUAGUUCCUUCAGUGACAGGCUGAAGCGACAAGACCUGAGAGAUUUGGGGGAAAAUGGAAGAGAGGAUCAGCUGGCUACAUCAUUAAAAUGCUUAGAAUUAUCUAACACCCAGAAAGAAGAAACAACAGAUUCUUUAAAUAGUGAAGUAAUUUCAAAUAUAAAGCAGAAAGUUCUAACUUCAGCAUACCUAAUGGCAAGAAAGCGUUCCAGAUUGCUCCAUAAAGGAUGCUGCUUAGAGAAAGGCAAGCAAAACAACUAUGAGAGUGCUGGUGUGAAUGAUGGAGCUACUGUACCUCAGAGCCUUCAAGAACAUCUCGUGUGGCCUUCUCCUAGGGAUACUGAACACUUGACUAACAUGCACCAUGACGUUGCAUCUGUGACAAGUGGUGGCAUCAAUAAUACUUUGAGUCACGUCAACUUUGGCAUAAAUGGAGUCAGUAGUGAUUGUUCCAAUAAAGCAUCAACUGAUAGACAUGCUACAGGCCAGUCAGUAGUGGACUGUAGUGAAGUACUUGGACCUUUGGGAUUAAACUGCUCAGAAAAUUGUAGUACUGGAUUAAAACAAGGGGACAAAACAGAUGCAGCUGUCUUUUCAGAAGUUGUAGCUGAAAAUCAAGGGCCAAAGUCAGGUGAAAACAAUGAAAGCUCUCAAGCAGCUGCUUGCAGUAAUGUAGCUGUAGGUAGUGCUAAAGAAUUGUUAGAUUGUAUAGAUGAUACUUCUUUAAAUGAAUUAAUUUCUGAAGAUAAACAAGUAGCAUCUAUGCAUCCCAGCACAAAGUCAAAGGAGAACCUAAAGCAUAAAGGGAAAUCAGCAGGAAAUCUUAAUGCAUGCAGUUUGAAUCUGGGCUUUGGUGGCUUUCAGACUGCUUCAAAUAAGCAGAUUAAAUUCUCUGAAACUAGUAUAGCGAAGGGCAGAAUGCUGUUCAAGGAUAUUGAAAAUGAAUACUUUGAAACCUCUUCCAAUAAAAAAGUCCAAAACUUCUCAAAUCAACGUAAAAAGGAGACUAAGCUUUUCUCAGAUUCAGAAAGCAAGCUAGGCAGUAAUUUGCCUGAUUCUUUAACUUCACAGACAAGUUUUCUUGAGCCCAGGAAUACACAGAUUAUUCCACAUAAAGCUGUCUUGUGUAAAAGUUUUGCUGGAAGUCAGCAAACCUUGCAAGAAACAAAUCAGACUUUGACAGCAAGCCAAGAAGCUGAAAUUGCUGAACUUUCUAGUAUCCUGGAAGAAACAGGUAGUCAGUUUGAAUUUACCCAGUUUAGAAAACAAAGUAACAUGGUACAAGGUCAUGUCUUUCAGCAGUCUGGAACUGUAGAAAACCAAGAAACUACAAAUGUGGAAAAUACUGCUGAAACGAGGAAAGAUGUUGCUUUUUAUAGCACUUUUAAAUCUGAAAUUAAAAAAGACAGUUAUUGUACUAAGCAGGAAGAUGUAAAUGAAGACUCUAAAGUUGGGGAAUAUGAAAAAGAAAACACUUUGUUUUUCAAGAAAAAUGACAAAAAGGUUGCUUUUACAAACUUGGGCAGAAAUGAAAGUAGAAUAUCUGAUGGAACUUUUUCAGCAGCUGAACAGGACAGCUUUUCCAAUUUUGUGGGCUUUACUUCUGCUGGAGGUAAAAAAAUAACUAUUUCUAAGGAAGCUUUGACCAGAUCUGCAGAGCUCUUCAGGGACUUGGAUGAUGAUAACUAUUUGUUUACAUCUUCUGAAACUAGUACUAGAUGUCGCAGUACAAAUGGACAUAUGUCUUCUAAGGGCAAUUUUGCCAGAUGCCCGACAAAAGAAAAUAAAGAAAAAACAGUUCAUGUUUCAGAUUUCAAAAACAGAGCUGACAUUUGCCACAUAGAUUCCAUUUCUCACUGUGCACAGAAAAAAUAUGAAGAAAAUAUUAGUACACUGUUCAAGGAAGAUAUGGAAAAUUUAACCAAAAUAUCAAUAAAUCAAAAUGAAAAUGUUAUUUUCAGUAGUUCUGACACUAUCAUCAGUGGUCUGUCAUCCAUUAAAAACCAUAACCAGAAUCCUCAAACUUCCAAACAGGUUUUGAAUCAAGGAGAUUGCCAAGGUGUAGGUAGUUUCCAAGAAGACUCAUUAGAUGUAACAUGUCUAGAAGAUGCUACUAGAACUGCAGAAGGAUGUAGUUUAAGUGUAUCAGAUGAAAUGGAAAGCCUGUCUCCUAAUCAGAAAGGAAAAGACAAAAAGGAAAAUGAGGACUGGUCACAAAAAUUUCAAACUCCAGCUGGGGCUGAUGUGUCCAUUUCUGAUGCAGCUUUGGCUCAUUCUUUACACUUGUUCAAUGUACCAUGUGGGGAAAGAGAUGUAAAUGUUUUGGGGAACUCUGAUAAACAAAAGACAACUUGUAAAAAUAUGGAAGGAGAAGACUCCACACAUAAGAACCUGUUCUUGGAUGAAAGCAGAAUAAAAAUUGAUUCUUGGCAUCAUCAUCAAAUACCUUUUCAGCAGAAGGUGUGUGGUGAAAAUGAAGUGAAAGGGAGUUACCUGACUGGUUUUCAUACUGCUAGUGGAAAGAAAAUAACAGUUGCUGAUGAAUUUUUGGCCAAAGCUAAAUGUUUUUUUGCAGAAAACAUUGACGUAGGAAGGGAACAUAAUGGCAGUUUUGAGAACCUUACAAAGAGGACGAAAUUUGGUAAGAAUUGUGUCAAAGACUAUGAUUUAUGUAUUGAAAGCAUUUCUCAGUGUGAUCCAGAUGAACUUAAUAAAAACCUUGUUCCUGAAGAAUCUGGAGAUCAAUUUAAGCAGGCAGUAGAGGACAGUCCUGUUAAACAUGCUGUGAUUCUUGAUACUGUUAAAGCGGAUGGAUUUGUUCAUCUAGGUGAAGAUUGUGAAAGAAGUUUAGUAACUUCAUAUGCACAUCAAAAAGCUGAUGUUAGACCUGGAAACUCAGAAUUGCAAUCCCUUCCUGGACAGGAGAGUGAUGCUUUAAAUAGAACUCAUUUGUCUGAAGAUGGAAAGCUAUUUGCAGAGAGAGAGGCAGAAUACUUGGCAAAAAAGAAGGGUGAUUCAGAAAACAUGCAUGAUUUGCCUGUGCACUCUGAUGCAUCUCUGCAUGUAAUGAAAGUAUCAAGUGACCUUGAAGAUAGUUCUGUGCCUGGAGAUAUAAAAAGUACUCUAUUUGUUGAGGAUAGUAACAAUAAAUCAAAUCAAUCCCUUCUCCUAACUCCGAAAAGUAACUCUUCUUAUUUGAACUGUGACAAUAAGGAACUUUACUUGCAACGUUUAAAUGAGCCUUGUGCUGAUACAAACUGCAUCGCAGACACCAUAGUUAAUGCUCACCAAAAACAGUCACUAGUCAGUCUUCCUGAAGAUGAAACUAAUUCGACCAGGUUAAAAGAAGCAACACUUACUGUUGAAAAUCAAAAGGGUGAUCUGAAACAAAUUGUGUUUAGCACAGCAAAAGGUAAAACAGUUCCUGUUUCAGAAAGUGCACUCGCAGAAGUCAGACAAAUGUUUAAAGAGGACUAUAGCGAAACUGGAAAAUAUGAAAUUGAAACUAAUUCAAGAACUAAAACAGAAAUUGGUGGAAAUUCCUCUACUAUCAUUCAUGCUGAGUACUGUAAUUCUGCUAAGCCUUUAAAUGCUAUAAGAAGUGAAGAGAGUAAUUCAGCAGCAUCUCAUUUUAUAAAAGUAAAUGUAAGUGCUAGUGAAAAUUGUCACCAAGAUAGAAACACAUUUGCAGAUGCAAACUCUGUUUUGAAUUUCCAGAGACAACACUUUCAACAGAAUAUGAAGCUUCUAGGGCACACAGAUGUUGCAGAUAAGCAGACAACACAGUUGGAUUUUUCUACAAGCAAUCUUGGAUUUUUUAGUACAGCAAGUGGUAAGCCUGUACAACUAUCAGAAGAGUCACUCAAGAGAGCUAGACAGCUUUUCUCUGAAAUAGAAAGUAAUCAGUCACUGAAUGCACAAGAAGCGUUUUUAGUUGAGGAAAAUGUUCAAAAGUCUGAAAUGCACAUUGAAGUAGUUCCUGGGAAAAUGCAGAUGGUGCUACCAAAAGGAGUAGAAAACUCAAGCACCGAAUUGAUUUCAGCUCCUGCAUAUGGUUUCAGCACUGCAAGUGGAAAGCAAGUAACAGUCUCUGAAAACGCCUAUCAAAAAGCAAAGGCAAUUUUAAAAGAAUCUGACUUUUUCAGCAGUGGGCUUUGCAUUACAGAUCAACUUGGUUCAACUAAAGAAAGUGGCCUGAAUGAAAAAUCUUUAACUGAUAAAGUGAUAUCAGAAUCCCAAAUUAAAAAUAGCUGCAAUCAAGACUCUGACUUAAAAAGCAUCUACCCUGAGGAAAUUAAGUCUUUUCCAAGCACUCACCCUGUCAAAAUGCCUGAGUACAUACCACAUAGUAAAACAAACAAGCAGUUAUCAUUUAAAAAUAACUUUCAGCAGAAGGAAACUAGGACUUUCAGAAAAGGGCAGCUGAAUCUGGGGAUGAAAACAGAAUCUGAAGCUAUUUCAUGCAGUGCUACUGCUAAAGCAGAAACGAAUAUUGAUGUUCGUCAAACUCCAAAAAAUUACUUGGAAGUGGAAGCUGUAGAAAGUGCAAGAGCUUUUAUGGAAGACAGUCUUUCGAAUUCUGGAAUACAAAUUAAUCCUGCACAGUCCUUCAGUGGCAGACUGGAUAAAACCUUACAAAGUAAGACCUUUGGGAAGAGGCGCAUUGAAGAAGAAAACUUACUCGGAGAACCUCCAAUUAAAAGACAGCUACUGCUUGAAUUUAACAGAACAGAGAAUCGACCCAGAUCUUUGAAAGCUUCAAAAAGCACCCCUGAUGGCAUUUUCAAAGACCGAAGAAAAUUUAUCUACCAUGUUCCUUUAAAGCCCAUAACUUGUCAGCCUUUUGGGGCUACUACAGAAAGACAAGAAGUCAAGAAUCCUACUCUUACUCUGCCAGAUCAAGACUUGAAAGGAUUCAAAUCUAAACCUGCAAUUUUUCAGCACUGUGCGCUAAGGCAGUCUGCAAAUGGUACUUCAGAGGUUUCUACUCUGUGUAAAGCCUCAGCAAAAGAGAGUGAAGAAACAAGAAAUUUGUACAAACCUGGCAAAACUACUAAAACUUUUAUUCCACCUUUCAAAACCAAGCUGACAUUUUUGACAGGUGAACAAGGCACCAGCAAAAGAUGUGACUCACCCAUCAUCAAAAAUAAGACUGAAGAGAUAGAAUUAAAUCAGAUCACAACUGAACAAAACACUGCUGAACCUCAGGAUUGCCAGUCUGGCAUCCAGCAUGCAGCAGACAGUGACCUAGAAAAUGGCAAUUUAGCUAUGGUCAAGAUGAUGACAAACCUCCGCUGUGCCAGAGAUUUGCAGGAAAUGAGAAUUAAAAAGAAAUACAGGCAAAACAUUAGCUCACAGCCAGGCAGUCUUUAUGUUGUUAAAACAUCUGCAAAAAAUAGAAUCUCUCUGAAAGCUGCAGUAGAAGAGAAAUCUCCUAGUUUUUAUUCUGCACACGAGCUUUACACAUAUGGGGUUUCAAAACAUUGCAUGAAAGUUAACAGUACAAAUGCAGAAUCUUUCCAGUUUCUCAUCAAAGACUUUGUCAGUAAGGAGUAUUUAUUAUCUGGAAAUGGGAUGCAGCUUGCUGAUGGAGGAUGGUUAAUACCUACAGAUGAGGGAAGAGCUGGAAAAAAGGAGUUUUACAGAGCCCUUUGUGACACUCCUGGUGUGGAUCCCAAGCUAAUAACAGAGGCCUGGGUUUACAAUCACUAUAGGUGGAUUGUAUGGAAACUGGCAGCCAUGGAAGUGUCUUUUCCACAUGAAUUUGCUAACAGAUGUUUGACACCAGAAACAGUGCUGUUGCAGUUGAAAUACAGGUAUGAUUUGGAAGUUGAUAAAAGUAAACGAUCAGCAAUCAAAAAAAUAACAGAAAGAGAUGAUGCGGCAGGUAAAACGCUCGUGCUCUGCAUCUCCAAAAUCAUAUCGCUAAACACUGCAGUAUCUCCUGGCAGCAGCAAUGCAAACGUGGAAAGUAAAAAAGCACCAGCAAUAAUUGAAGUUACUGAUGGCUGGUAUGGGAUUAGAGCUCUUCUAGAUCCACCUCUCAAAGCUUUUUUACAUAGAAGGCGGCUGACUGUUGGUCAGAAGAUCAUAGUUCAUGGAGCAGAACUUGUUGGCCCUCAAAAUGGAUGUACACCACUGGAAGCCCCAGAUUCCCUUAUGUUAAAGAUUUCGGCAAACAGCACUCGAUGUGCACGGUGGGAUGCAAAGCUAGGAUUCCAUCGGGAUCCCAGACCUUUUCCUUUGCCUUUGUCAUCGCUCUACAGUGAGGGUGGUUCAGUGGGGUGUAUCGAUGUAGUUAUUCAAAGAACUUACCCUAUUCAGUGGGUGGAAAAGACAUCAGCUGGUUCGUACGUGUUUCGUAACAGCCGAGCUGAAGAAAGGGAAGCUGCUAAGCAUGCAGAGGAUCAACAAAAGAAACUGGAAGCUCUGUUUGCAAAAAUCCAAGCAGAAUAUGAAAAGCAGGAAGAGAGAGUUAGCAGAAGGACACUGAGACCACGCAUAGUCACAAGACAGCAAAUCCGUAAUUUGCAAGAUGGUGCAGAACUUUAUGAAGCAAUUCAGAAUGCAUCUGAUCCUGGUUAUAUGGAGGGAUAUCUCAGUGAAGAACAACGAAAAGCUCUGAAUGCUCACAGGCAGUUGAUGAAUGACAAAAAGCAAGCUCAGAUACAGGAAGAAUUCAAGAAGGCUUUAGAGUCAGCAGAACAGGAAGAAAACGGUUGUUCCAAAAGAGAUGUGUCUACUGUAUGGAAAUUAUGUGUGGUAGACUACAAAAAGCAAGAAAAACUUAAGGGAGUGAUCCUGAGUAUCUGGCACCCACUGCUAGAGGUUUGUGCAUUGCUGAAGGAAGGCAAUCGGUACAGAAUCUCCCAGCUGGCCGCAUCACAGUCCAAAGGAAGGUCAGACCCAGCUAACGUGCAAUUAACAGCAACCAAGAAAACUCAGUAUCUACAGCUGCCAGUAUCACAGGAGAUGCUGGUACAGAUCUUCUUCCCAAGAAAGGCUCUAAAAUUCACCAGUUUGUCAGAUCCUUCUUUUCAGCCACUGUGUGCUGAAGUUGAUUUAGUCGGAGUUGUAGUUUCUGUUAGCAGAACAGGUUUCACUACUAUGGUGUACUUGUCUGAUGAAAGCUGUAAUUUAGUAGCAGUAAAGAUCUGGACAGAUCUCAAACACUUUGCUAUUGAAGAUAUAGUUGUGCGCUCUUCAUUCAUUGCUGCAAGCAACCUUCAGUGGCAGUCUGAAUUCAGAUCAGGAAUUCCUGUGCUGUUGGCUGGAGAUCUUUCUGUAUUCUCAGCAAGUCCAAAGGAAAACUGUCUUCAAGAGAAGAUUAAUGAACUGAGAAGUACGAUAGAGAAUGUGGCCUCCUUUUGCUCUCAUGCAGAAAGUAAAUUGAUGAAUUUGCUACAAAGAAAUCUCUCUCUUACACCCAACUUAACUAAAAGGUGUGGCUUGGAAAGCCCCUCUCCUUCCUGCAACUCAGGUCUUUAUCCAGAGGAUAAAAGUUUGAUCACUUCUAAAAUGGAAAUAAAGCAUCCAAGUCCUUUGUCAACUAGCACACCAAACAUGAAGCUUGUCGCACAAGGGUCAACAAAGACACCUUCAUCUGCUACAAGUAAUGAAGAUCAUCCCCAAAAGAGCAAAAAGAGAAAAGCUAUGGACUUCCUCAGUUGCAUACCUGCCCCUCCACCACUGACACCAAUGCGUUCAAUCAUUUCUCCAUCUCUCAGAAAAGCAUUUCAGCCCCCACGAAGUUUGGGUGUGCAGCACAGCAAGGCUUCGAAAGAAACAAAUCUGAGUAUUGGUCCUGUCACACCCUGUAGAAAAUUGAGAGAAACUGCCCAUCUUCCUCAGAAUGACCUGGUUGCUGAUGAGGAACUUGCAAUGAUUAAUACACAAGCACUCAUGAAAAAGAGGACUGAUUAUGUAAAUGAGACCAGCAACACAAUAGCUAGUAAUUUAUCUGAUAAACCUUCAUCCCAAAACAGUUCCAGGUCUACUGGGGAAGCAAACAACUCAUCAAAAACCAGUUCUGAAGUGGCUCUUCAGAAGCACACAAAAGAACCUGAGGACUUGUUACCAACCCACAGCUUGCUACAAAGACAAAACCCCCAAGAAUGCUACUAA